Cydia pomonella (codling moth) is the source of this 940-nucleotide messenger RNA. RefSeq lists its product as uncharacterized. The record is from RefSeq and is a predicted model, not a curated record. The transcript is spliced from 2 exons. Bases 374 to 940 code for a protein of 188 amino acids. NCBI's taxonomy places the organism in Eukaryota, Metazoa, Arthropoda, Insecta, Lepidoptera, Tortricidae.
UCAAAGAUCAAAUGUUAAUGUUACAUAUUUUGUAUGUUGAAGCGGACAAACAAAUCCCUUCUUAUUAGUAGAUAAUUUUAACAGCGAGCGCGCGCAACGACUGCAUAACUGGGCUCACGGCCGACCGGUUCUCAGCCGGCCGCCCCUGCGCCCGCGCAGUGCCCCGCGAGCCACGCUCGACAGUCCAUCAGCCGCCUUGACGCGAAGUGCAUGUCGCUGCGCCGCGCAAUUGCACUGCAAUCGCGUUUCCGUGCAUUUAGCUCGCGCUUUAUAGUUUUUAAAGCUAGUACCUAUCUCAAGUAAGUGAAUAAAGUGGUGAAGUACUGCGUUACUACGCAUCCCACAUUGGUGACACCCUGUUAAACACCUCAGAAUGGCAAGCGGUAGUGGCACUGAACCGGACAAAGAGGUACCGUUACAAAAUGGCGCCGAGCAGUUAACGGCCGAAUCAUUUCGGGUUGGCGUCAAGGUGCCACCCUUUUAUCCUGACAAACCUGCGCUAUGGUUUGCGCAGCUGGAAGGGCAAUUUCGUUUAUCUCGAGUAACGACCGACGAGACAAAAUUUUAUUAUGCCAUGGCGCAGCUUGAACCUCAAUAUGCGGCGGAGGUCGAAGAUAUCAUUACAUCACCGCCGGACGAGGACAAAUAUGGAAAGCUGAAGACUGAGCUGAUUAAGCGGCUUUCUGCGUCGCGCGAGAGGAAGGUUCAGCAGGUCCUGAAUCUUGAAGAGCUAGGAGACAGGAAACCUUCACAGUUUCUUCGACACCUUCAGCACCUGGCAGGACCUGGACUUCCUGAGGACUUCCUACGUUCCAUCUGGGUCAACCGGCUACCACAACGGACGCAGGAUAUUGUCGCGUCGCAACUAAAAUCAUCCCUAGAGGACUUGGCGGAGCUCGCCGAUCGCCAUUACGUGUCACGCCGGCACCACCUGGGUUGA